AUGCAAUCAAGAAAUACCAUUCAUGUAGCUGGGGCCGACGGUGAACUCGGUGCUUCAAUUGCCAGAGGACUCUUGGAAAUGAAAAAUCUUCAUCCAAAUCUUUAUAACAUUUCGAUACAUGCUGGGAUACACCACAAGACGAUAAAAACAUCAAACAUGUUGACGGAGAGGAAUGAUGUGUCGAUUGUAGAAGUUGAUCCCAUAAAUCAAUCAGAAUUGGUCGUGGAUUCUUUAAAAAAGGCGUCGAAAUUACUCCUACUGGUAGAUCCUUUAAGUGGUGAAGUAACAAGAAAGGAUGCGCUUGCUUUUGCAAAGGGGUAUAUAAAUGCAGCAAAGGAAGCUGGCGUUGAACAUAUCGUUUUCCCUACGCCCUUUGCAAAACUUAUUGUCCCAUGUUCACCACCAUUGACGCCAACCGAUGAAACUGACAAGAACGGAGACAUGGAAUGUAUCAGCCCCUAUCGAGAUCAAUUUGAAUCCAUUGAAUUACUACUUCGAGAAAACUUUCAGCCAUCACAGGUCACCAUUCUUAGAUAUCCUGGAGUGUUGAAUCAACAUUUUCUCUACUUCGCACGUUACAUCUCUGAGGAAUCCAAAAUACCACUGAUCGACAACCCUCAUGUAAUCUUCGAAUGCUGCGAUGUUAGUGAUGUGGUGCGAGCGAUAUGUCACAUCCUUUACAGUCCGGUACAAAGACACGGUGGCAAGGAAUACAAGAUAACGGGUCCACAUCUGCUGACAAAUAACGAAAUUUCGGCCAAGGCUUCGUUGGCUCUCGGCCGUGAAAUACGUACCGACUUUUUACCAAUUAAACAAUUACGACAAGCUUUCCUGGACGUAACACACGAUAAGGAAGAAGUUGCUUAUCUGUUGGAUCUAUGGGGGCUACAGGGUCAAAUUGGUGCUGCGCGAAAAGUGCAAGUGACACGAGAUCUGGAGAUGAUCACCGGUGGUACUGGAAUGGGUUUGAGAAAGUUUUUCGAAAAAAAUCGUUCUACCUUCAGCACUGACAUUUGA
This is a messenger RNA of Acaulospora morrowiae, 1017 nucleotides long. NCBI's taxonomy places the organism in Eukaryota, Fungi, Glomeromycota, Glomeromycetes, Diversisporales, Acaulosporaceae. The record is from the annotation of a GenBank genome assembly.